AUGGCUGAAGUGACCUAUGCAGAUCUGAAGUUCAUGACAGUGGAGCGGCCCAGGAACCAGGAGCCCCACGAAGCCAAAGCAAAAGAAUCUCCCACUCCAUCUCCUUAUUGGCGACUUACAGCAGUGAUUCUUGGGAUCUUCUGCUUCGGUUUGCUGGUAACAGCUGGGGUCCUGAGUGUGAAGUUCAUUCAGGUUUCCCAUCUAGUGAGUGAAUGGCAUGAAAACCUUACCCAGAAAAGGGAAAUUCUGGGAAACCUCACCCAGCAGCUGGAGUUUCUCCAAGCGCAGAACCUAAACCUUUCGGAGACUGUGCAGCAACUGGCAAGCUACAGAGCUGAGUGGAGGAGAAAUCCAGGAGAUGGUGCUCAGACUCAGAUAUACAGGAAUAUAGGGCCAGAUCCUUUUCUGGUCUUUCCAGUUCUGACUGGCCGUGGAAGGGAUAUGAUUCAGAGCUCUGCUUAUGUUUCCAUACAGGGUUUCAUAAUAAGAUCAGCACAGUCUUAUAGUUCCUAUUCUUUCUGGAUUGCCUUAUCCCGCAAAGGAGCUGAUGGGUCCUGGUUAUGGGAGGAUGGCAGAGCUUUCUCCACUGACCUGUUUCGGAUCCCAGAAGCCAGUUCCAGUCUUUACCCGAUCUGUGUGUCAAUUCAAGGUGCAAAUGUUAACGCUGUGGAGUGUGGGUCAUACAAGUUCUGCAUUUGUGAGAAAGUGGCUAAUUCAGUGGGGACUGCCUGA
This is a messenger RNA of Mauremys reevesii (Reeves's turtle), 732 nucleotides long. RefSeq names its product oxidized low-density lipoprotein receptor 1-like. Lineage: Eukaryota; Metazoa; Chordata; Testudines; Geoemydidae. The coding region runs from base 1 to 732 and encodes 243 amino acids. The record is from RefSeq and is a predicted model, not a curated record. The transcript has 6 exons. Gene Ontology annotation, molecular function: low-density lipoprotein particle receptor activity. Gene Ontology annotation, biological process: lipoprotein metabolic process; cell death; leukocyte cell-cell adhesion. Gene Ontology annotation, cellular component: plasma membrane; signaling receptor complex.